AUAACAUGGUUUUUGCACUGAAGAAAAGCGCUUUUCCCUUAUCUUUUUCUUCUAAUCCACGUCAGUAUUCUCUGGUGUAUUGCCAAGCUAUAGUCGAGACUAUGGUCUUAUAGGCAGCAUCUGACCACCUCUAGCUCACUAGUCACUGCAGGUUCACCAAAAGCUUCCUUUGUGACUAUCUAAAGGCUUCUUCCAUUUUUUCUACGCUAGUUCACAAGAAAGGCAUAUGCACAUCAAUUUAUCACCUAUAAAGGUGGUCACGAGACAGCGUCGUUGGGUCUAUUGUUAUCUCUUUCGUCCCAAAACGUUGCUCUGGAUACUUCACAUGUUUCUCCACCUACACCGCGUAUCAAUCUGAUUCUAAACACAACAUCGUUCAGAACUGUUCAACAUCUUUUUUUCACAACAUACUAUCAUGGAGCACGCCGAUACCUCUUCAUUUCCGAUAUUUACUGAUGGGGAUGUCACACUUGUGGUAUCCUCUGAGCACAUAUACCGACUGCAUGCCUCUGUUUUAAGACGUUGUUCAGGCUUCUUUGCUUCAGUUCUGACAGAGAACCAUGCAGCGAAGUUAUCUACACAGGCAAAACGGGCGGGGAAUACACUCCGGUUCCAUUUGCAGCUUACCUAUUCGCCGGCGAAACCAAAUGGCGUGUUCCAAAUGAAAGAACUUGAUAAGUUUGGACGUGCUCCAAAGGCGCGCAUGAGCUUUCCCUACAUCUCCGGAGGCUUCCCCUCUGAUAUGGCAGCUAAGCACUGGAACAACCUCCUCGGUGCAUUCUACAACAGAACUGUUGAUAUCAGCGACAUCGACAUGGCCAACGUAUUGAGAAGCUGCGUCGGCCUGCUCGAGACCGCGGAGAGCGUCGAGGCGAGCGAAAUCAUCCGCCAAUCCAUUGACAUUGCCUUGCUCCGUCAGGGACAGACCCUCUGGCGUUCUAUUGCCUCUCAGCCGAUCCCCUGGGCCAAUCUGGGAGACAGGAUCCAUUCUCCUACCAUUUUCCGCGACGCAGUUAUUCACGUCGUGGGCAAAUGGAACUCGUUGACUAAAGAGCAACGCGCUGUUCUCUAUCCGAACGUCCGCAAACUCUGUGAGAAGAAGUACAACGCGCUCCAGCUCAAGAUGCAGGCGAUCGAACUGCGGAUUAUGGGUCACUACCCGGCGUUCCUUCAGCGUAGGCCAAGCGAAAACAUUUACCGCGCUACUUACGCCAAUGACGUGUACAUGUGGAUGGCCGUCUGCUUCUAUAGGCAGUGGUACUGCCAACAGGCGAUGGAGGGACGCACUCGCGCUGCAAAGGACGGAGGCGCUGCCUUUUUCCGUGCCAUUGGCGCUGCUGGCCGCUCGUACCUGACCACUCAAGACCAAGCGCGCUUCCAUCUGUACUUCCCCAUGAGCAGCAAGGCGAUGAGCAUCUUACAAAAGAACCUCGACGCUCUGAAGGCGGAUGUAAAACCGCUCGUGGCCGACUUGCUCGUCGACAACAGUCAGCUGGACACCACGGAGUAUGGCCAGCUACCGCAUCUCACUUGCUGCGAUGUCAAGCAAUCGGAGAUGGUCUGGACCAUGCCCGAGUCGUUGGAGAACCCGUCGGGCGAUGAAGAGCUCACGGAUCGUGAUGCAGAAAACGAGCCAGACGACGAUGGCUCGGAACACAUCCUCGUUUCUCCGCAGCCGAAGGUCGAACGGGAUUCAGAGCAUGGUGAAAACGAGCCUCCUACUGGUACUGGAAGUCUUGCGGACGGAAGUUCUUCUGGAGAUGACGACGAUGAGGAGAUGGAUGAGGCCUCCGACGAGGACGACGAUGGAGAAGACGACGACGAAGAGAAAGUCUUCCUUUGACCGCCACACUGCAUGACGACUCCAUUUCGGAGUGACGAAGAAACGGCCUCUUCCAUUUUCACGAACCACU
Molecule: messenger RNA, 1913 nt
Organism: Paecilomyces variotii
Lineage: Eukaryota; Fungi; Ascomycota; Eurotiomycetes; Eurotiales; Thermoascaceae
Exons: 2
Coding region: 416-1843 (475 amino acids)
Molecular function (GO): protein binding
Source: RefSeq, a predicted model, not a curated record